AUGGACACAGAAUUGCAAGAAACUCUCAUUUGCAUAGAAAUGGGGAGAAUAUUUUUCCUAGAAGCUGCAUGUCAAGACCCAGAAGAAAGAGGCAUUUCUUAAUAAUGAUUAAUCAGCAACAUCUCAAAGAAGAAAGAAAACCAAGGAAAUGAAAUGCUAGAAUUAAGGGGAAAAAAAUGAUCAUCCAAAGGCGGACCCACCCCGUAAACCUGACAACAUUUCCUCUUAUCCACCUGUAUAAAAGUGACCAGCCCUUUCCAAAUGACAACGAGCCCCAAGAGAGAAGACUCGAGGAGCAGCUCAGCAAGCAUCCGAGGGGAGGACAUGAAGGUGCAGUGCGUUUCCCUCUGCCUUCUGGGCACGAUGCUCCUCCUGGGCUCAGUUUGUGCCCGAAGUCUCAGGAGAUGUCUGAUUUCCAUGGACACGCACCAUAUAAAAGAGACUUUUCGAGGAAUCAAAAGAGCCAUACAAGCUAAGGACACCUUCCAAAAUGUCACGAUCCUGUCCACAUCGGAGACCCUGCACGGCAUUAAGCCCUUAGACAUAUGCUGCGUGACCAAGAACCUUCUGGCAUUCUACGUGGACAGGGUGUUCAAAGACCAUGAGGAGUCGAAUCCCCAAAUCUUGAGAAACCUCAGCAGCAUUGCCAAUUCUUUCCUCUACAUGCAGAAGACUCUGCAGGGAUGUCAGGACAAGAGGCUGUGUCGCUGCAGGGAGGAGGCCACCAAUAAAACCAGAGUCAUCCACGAUAUCUAUGAUCAGCUGGAGGCCCGAUCUGCUGCCAUUAAGUCUCUGGGAGAGCUUGAUGUCUUUCUAGCCUGGAUUGACAGGAAUCAUCAUCAAGAAACUUCUGCUACUGAUGACAAGAAAUCUGUCUAAUUAUCCAGGGAAGAACAUCCUUGUGAGGUUUCUUGUGGGAGACAUGCUGACUUUGAAGGAAGACUCCCAUUUUGAUGGAAAUUGGGAGCCUUUCUGAAGAAACCUCUGCCCUGGGGCUAGGGCAUUAUAUGGAAAUAUCUGGAUUUGAACGAAUCUUCCUCUGUAGCUGAAAAUUCCCCAGACUGGUCUCAGGCUAUCUGAUCCCACCCGAAAGUAGUCCAAUAGUAGAUUGUUACACUCAUAAGGGAACAGGUCUGUUGAAAGGUCCUGUUGGCUGUCCUGGAAUGAAAGGGUUGGCGCCCUUAAUUUAUUGUGAAGUUGUUUAUCCCAUGUCUGUGAUGUGAGCU
This is a messenger RNA of Choloepus didactylus (southern two-toed sloth), 1226 nucleotides long. It is a transcript of the gene IL19, whose product is annotated as interleukin 19. The record is from RefSeq and is a predicted model, not a curated record. Bases 262 to 879 code for a protein of 205 amino acids. Lineage: Eukaryota; Metazoa; Chordata; Mammalia; Pilosa; Megalonychidae. The transcript is spliced from 6 exons.